AGAACGUACCCAACAGUUGCAUACAAACAUUGAAGCGAUUUAAAUUAAACACUAUUUCUGCGGGAGUUAAAACUUGCCUAAUUAAGUGAAGUCAUACAAAAAAAGUAAAUUAAUUUUUCAGUUCAGGAAAAAACAAUGGCUACAAUUCCAGCAAUGUUGAGUUUGAUUAACGAUAUGGACCGUUUGACUACGGCCAUUUCGCCAUACUAUCACAGCUAUAACUGGCCCAUGAGCCGGCAGUUAGCCCUGGGCAAACCCGAACGGUCAAUUUCCCCCUUAGUGGGUAAGGAUGGUUUCCAGGUGUCGAUGGAUGUGGCGCAUUUUAAACCAAGCGAAUUGACUGUCAAGGUAGUAGAUAAUAGCAUAGUCGUGGAGGGGAAGCAUGAGGAGCGUGAGGAUGACCACGGUUACAUUUCUCGUCAUUUCCUUCGACGUUACACGCUUCCUAAGGGAUAUGAUGCCAACAAGGUAAUGUCGUCGCUUUCAUCAGAUGGAGUAUUGACUGUUAUGGCACCUAAGCCGCAGUUAGAAGACAAGUCCAAUGAACGUCAUAUUCAAAUACAACAAACUGGUCCAGCACACUUGAAUGUUAAGGACAAUACCGAAGAGAAGAAAAAGUAAUCUCAUUAUACGUCGUGCAAAGAUCAUUCAUAAAACAUCGUACAUGCAUCAUCUCGAGCUGGCCUGGAGUUUAGUUUAAUACUUAUUUUGCUAUCAAUACGCUUAAUUUUCUUAAUUUAAGACAUAGUUUGUAUUGAAAAGAAGUAACACUCGAAUAAAAAAAUUUAUUUUUUCUUUAUAAAAA
This is a messenger RNA of Ceratitis capitata (Mediterranean fruit fly), 805 nucleotides long. Its product is annotated as heat shock protein 23. Bases 136 to 621 code for a protein of 161 amino acids. Gene Ontology annotation, biological process: response to heat; protein refolding. NCBI's taxonomy places the organism in Eukaryota, Metazoa, Arthropoda, Insecta, Diptera, Tephritidae. Gene Ontology annotation, molecular function: protein folding chaperone. The record is from RefSeq and is a predicted model, not a curated record. The transcript has a single exon.